Molecule: messenger RNA, 2603 nt
Organism: Acaromyces ingoldii
Lineage: Eukaryota; Fungi; Basidiomycota; Exobasidiomycetes; Exobasidiales; Cryptobasidiaceae
Exons: 1
Coding region: 99-2543 (814 amino acids)
Source: RefSeq, a predicted model, not a curated record
GUCCUCGAUCACCGCGGUCCUCCAAUAUUUUCGUCCAACUGGCCUGGCACAGCAUGGAUAGGGGAUCGGAGAGAGGGAGCAGCGGUCGGAGAAGAAAGAUGGUCCGCCACAUUAGCGCAACAACGGGCUCUUCGUCUGUCUCGCCUUCUACUGAGUCAUCGUCGGCCUUAACACCGGUGUCGUCCUUGACCUCGGCCUCGCAUUACCGACUCGACGAAGAGGGUCGACUCGUCACUGUCGAGCGCCCUCCUUCUUCUUCAUGGCAAGGCAUGAGCUUGGACUCUGCAAUUUCGACGCCCGACAAGAGGACACUCCCAUCUCAUGCCGGUCGCCUCUCCUCGCUUGCUUCUCCGUUUGAGCUCGCAAAGGCCAAAGAAGUGCCGCUGGUGGAUGUGCCCAAGGAGGCAGCAAGACCGAAGACGUCGAAGACAGUCAGGCUCAUGAAGGAGCCUAUCGACAUAUAUCGAUGGCGACCCGUGCUCACGCCCUGUUCCAAGGGACCCAGCCUCGACUCGGCCCUUACCCACUGGAUUUAUGUCGAGGGCACAAAGGAUAGCGCCGAUGGCCAGCCCUGGCACACGUCACUGAUUUGGUCUGUCUCGUCGUCCAGUCUCAUUCACACUCGGUCCGGCAGCACCUAUCGGCUAGUAGGGCCGCCUCAUAUGGAGAAGCAGUGGCCAAAGGCGAUGUGCGACGCCUUCUACGAUGGCUUUCCCCGACGCGAGUGGAUCGUAUUGAUGGCACAGGAGGCAAGAAGGCAGGGCUACUUCAACGAGGAAAAAAACCUCUCCAUGAAAGAUGUGCAAGGGACUGGCCGUAAUGACGUGCCGGAGCACCACCGCCAAAAGAAGACUGAGGGCAAGGGUGUCGUGAACGACCCAGCCGUGAACAGCUGCCAGUCGAGCAAGCAGUCGAAGCGUACCAAUUUCAAGAUUGGCGAGGGCGAGGAGGUGAAUGGCGAACAAUCGGCAAUGUCCUCGCAGUGCCCUAGUGGACCGGCCACGCUAUUCUGCAAAGGACAGCUGGACACUGCUGAGCUGAUUGCACCACAAUCGACCCAGGCAGGGAAAGUGGCCGUAGAGGCCAUAGAGAAUUCCACACUGGCGAGGAGCGUGGCCGCAAAAGAUGACGAGUCGCGCAUAGCCGCGAUUGCUGAGCCCAUCCCUGGCUCAUCUACCACGGCGCCAAGCGAGAUGCCGACAGUAGUGGCCUCGACAUCGACGACGGGCAAGUCGAACUUGGACGCCCUGGUUGCUGACGUGCCACAGCCGAAUAAGCCAAAGAGGACCGCAAACACCUCUUCCCAGAAGAGGCACGCGAAGAGCCGCACGCUUCUCAAGGAGCUGGCAGGCCUUCGGAGGUCCAAGCUGGGCAUCUUGGCCGUCGUUGACGAUGCGAUCCAGGAGAGCAUGUGCUGGGAUCCAGAGGAAGACACUGAGCCGAGGCUGGAGGGGGAGACGAGAAGGCAGACAAGGUCGAGGAUGCGAGCCUCGACGUCUUCAAGCGAUUCGAAUACGGUCAAGACCCUGGGAAAGGUGGCAGGAGAAGAGGAAAAGGAAUCGACGAGGUCGCGUCAAUCUCUGAAGAGAAGGAGAAUCUGUAGCGGCGAUGAUGAAGUGGCCGAGGAAGGAAAUUGCGCCGAGACGACGAUCGGUGCAAGUGAGACCGAAGAAAGAAAGACCACGCCGCAGCAGCGCCGACGGUCGAAAGGCGUCGGCAAAUGGUGGCAGGUGUCGAACGGAGAGGACGAUGGACAGCCGCCCAAGCGCAGGGCUGCAGUACGAUCUAGGAGUGCUAUUGCGGCUGCGGCGGCCGACCAGGAGGCAGCGAGAGCAUUGACGGAUCUGGCGGGCGGCGAAGGCGGGACGGUGUCAUCAGAAGAGGAGCUCGACUCCGAGGACGAAUACGUGGGAGAGGGCAUCCUCGCAGCUAAAAAGGAGCAGGCCUCCGACACAGAAGAAGACGACCCACGGCAAUUGGGCGAGAAGAGGGCAGAGACUGCAGACAAGAGCGUCGUUGGCCUCCAAGAAGACAAGAUUGUUGGCGGUGAAUUACAGGGUACUCGGUCAGCGCUUACAGGCACCGACGAGGCAGAGGCGGGCGCGAGAGACUCGGAGAAGCUUUGCGAAGAGGAGGUACAUUUGAAACUGGAAGAAGAUGUGGACAAUUUUGGCGAUACCGAAAGCCAAGCCACGCCAGGCGUCAGCCUCACUGACAGUCCACUGUCGUCGCCGCCGUUGUCGUCGUCGACGUCUUCUUCGCCAUCGACGUCGAGUGAAGCGGCUGUCAACGUCAACGCGCAAGUGGUUGGGGAGGAUAUGCGUCUCUUCGAGAACACACGAACCAGCAUCACUUUACCUAAGUCGGCGGACAGAGGUUACGCUUUGCCAAACGCAAUGUUGCUGAACGGAUCGACAAGCAACGAGAGCGACUUCAACAUGUCCGACUAUGUCGCGAUCGCCAGCGACGAGGAGGACACAACGGCAACCUAUGCCAGCGCAUGCAAACGAAGAUUCCGUCACUCCCUCGUUGUCACACAUUGACCUCUACUUGUUCUGAAGCUGGGAUGUGGUAUUGAAGGAAUUGUAAUUCUAGUAUACAGC